AUGUUAGGUUUACUUCUGAAAAGUACAAGCGGAAAUCCCAAAGUAUAUAAUGCGUGUACCAUCGUCCCGAAUGGAAAUUACUAUUCAAACCCAGAAGCUGCCAAUACUUCCGCUGAGUGGCAUUUGUUCAAGGAUUGUCACUUUUAUCAUAUGAACUUCCACACCAGUGUGUCCGGGACGGCUCUCAAGGAAAACAGGUGCUGCAGGGUGUGUUGCAACGUAACCUUCACUUUAGGAAGGUACACGAGGUAUAGCCUCUUUGACCAGCAUGCCCCGUAUGGAUUUCCAUGUGGCCCCAACAAGAUCUGUGACAGGCAUCAAGUUUGCAUUAAAAAGCCCAACGAAAUCGUCGAAAUAGAAGAGACAACUGAAAGAAAUAAUGUUUUUGUGAAUGAAACAUUCUGGUAUUCAGACGAGGUCUACGAAGAACAGCUCAAUAAAAGGCGGUAUUUGGCUUACUAA
Molecule: messenger RNA, 462 nt
Organism: Ixodes scapularis (black-legged tick)
Lineage: Eukaryota; Metazoa; Arthropoda; Arachnida; Ixodida; Ixodidae
Exons: 6
Coding region: 1-462 (153 amino acids)
Source: RefSeq, a predicted model, not a curated record